Messenger RNA from Saccharomyces kudriavzevii IFO 1802, 1206 nucleotides. It is a transcript of the gene REX3, whose product is annotated as RNA exonuclease. Bases 1 to 1206 code for a protein of 401 amino acids. The transcript has a single exon. The record is from RefSeq and is a predicted model, not a curated record. Gene Ontology annotation, cellular component: nucleus. Gene Ontology annotation, molecular function: exonuclease activity; nucleic acid binding. NCBI's taxonomy places the organism in Eukaryota, Fungi, Ascomycota, Saccharomycetes, Saccharomycetales, Saccharomycetaceae.
AUGGGAAGUUUGUUAAGACCAGUUGAUCUGGUAAAUCAGCCACUGGGGUUUCAAGACAGGUACAAGAUUCUACAAAAGUUAUUUGCGCAGUUACAAAAGGCGUAUGCACAUACAAAGAGAACCAAUAUGGACCUUGAAAGACUUGCAAUUCGCUUAGAAGUACAUGUUGCAAAAAACAGUAUUUCUGGUCAAAGUUACAAGUUUAAUAUGAGCAUUUUAUUGCGAGAUAUACUUAAAUAUAAGGGAGAUCUUUCGAAGGUCAAAAUUAAUGGGCGUCCUCUCAAAGGACCCAAAUCUAAUUCAUCCACAAAUGGUAAUACAGGAUCUAUCACUACAAAGUCAGAAGCUAUGGAAGCUCUUAAAGCAUUGAUUUUAGAUGUUAAAGCUUUGGGAGACAAUGGGUAUAUCCUUGAGGAAAUCCAAAAUAAAGGCAGUGAUGAUAAUAUUCAACAGUAUGUGCCUUGUUUGCGGUGCAAUACGAAGUUCAAAAAAUUAGACAUAAUGGAGAAGACUCUAUGCAGAUUUCAUCCGCUAAAGAGAUUAUACAACAGAGAGACUAAGACUCACCAUUAUCCCUGCUGUGGUGAAACUACUAAUUCUGUCUCCUUUCUAAGGUUGGGGUGUAAGACGUUCCUUCACCACGUGUUUAGAGGGGAAUCAUACGAUGAUCUGUGCAAAAUUUCCGAAUUUUCUAGUACUGCACACAUCGAUGGUGUUGAGAAUGUUCUCUCUCUCGAUUGUGAAAUGGCUUUCACAUCCUUAGGUUAUGAGAUGAUACGUUUGACAAUUGUGGAUUUCUUCACUGGAAAAACGUUAUUUGACCAUGUAAUCCAACCGGUAGGAAAGAUCGUAGACUUAAAUUCCGACUUUAGUGGUGUUCAUGAGAUUGAUCGAACUAAAUGUCCCACGUACGAGGAGGCACUUAUUGUAUUUUUAUCCGAAAAAUUAAUAAAUAAGAACAGUAUUCUCAUAGGGCACGGAUUAGAGAACGACUUAAACGUUAUGAGGAUAUUUCACAAGAAGGUGAUAGAUACGGCGGUCCUUUAUUCAAAAACAAAGUUUAAGGUAUCUUUGAAAAAUUUAGCGUUCGAAAUUCUAAGUAGGAAAAUUCAAAAUGGUGAGCACGAUAGUUCUCAAGAUGCCAUAGCCACAAUGGAUGUUGUGAAGGUCAAAGUCGGUAUUUCCCCCAGUCAAGACCAUUGGUAA